Molecule: messenger RNA, 856 nt
Organism: Tauraco erythrolophus (red-crested turaco)
Lineage: Eukaryota; Metazoa; Chordata; Aves; Musophagiformes; Musophagidae
Source: RefSeq, a predicted model, not a curated record
CAGAGCGAUCUUACUUUAGUUUUGUUGUUAAAUUAAUUUCAAACCCAUUAAUUACCUUACUGAAAGCGAAUUCUUCAAGUUUACAGACAUGGCUCUGACUGUGUUGCUGAACGGUGCUUACUUAUGUGGCAGAUGCUGCAGGCACCAAGUUUUGCACCCCUUACUUGAACCUUCCCUCAGCAAUUCCAUGUCAAAAUUGUAUAGCAGCUAUCGGAGGCCAGGGUCACAGCCUGAAAAAAAAACAUCGUGGCAAAAUGCUGAUUUCAGUUUUAAGAAGAGCAUUGAUAUCUUAAAGACUCAGCUAAGCAUGCUGAAGGAGGAGACCAAAAGCUACUUAAAAGGACCUGGAGGCUAUCCAUUUGAUCAGUACCUAUUAGAACAGACAAGGGUGUUGUGGGAGUUUCGGAGCCAAGAAGAUUUAAAUAAAUGGGUUAUUUCCUCUGAUGUGGAGAUUGGAGGCAAAAGUGAAGUUUACCUAAAAUUGGGUAGGAAUAACCAGGCUGCUCUGCUGUACGGAGUCCUCAAUACGGAAGUACCUCGUGAUGGGGAGACAAAAUACAGUGGAUAUUGUAGUAUGAGAUCUAAACCGCCAAUGGGAUCUUUUGCUAGGAAGAAGUAUUACGACUGGUCAAACUUCAACAGUCUGUAUUUACGUGUCCGUGGUGAUGGCAGACCUUGGAUGAUAAACAUUUAUACAGACCCUUACUUCUCCCAUCAAAAGGAUGAUCUCUACAACUACUUCAUGUUCACCCGAGGAGGCCCGUACUGGGAGGAAAUAAAGAUUCCAUUCUCCAAAUUCUUUCUCUCCAGUCGGGGAAGAGUCCAGGAUGACCAGCAUCCUAUGUGGUUAGACAAG